AUGAACCACACUGUGACGUCCCCGGUGUACGGCGGGGGGAGCGCGGAACCCAGCUCAGCCACACCCCCUUAUAAUGGCACCCGGGGGGCGGAGCAUGGUGGAAAUCCCCCACAGUGGGCACCUGGCUGCUCUCUCUUGGCAUUGUCACUGUGAUCGGACUGGCUGUGGCGAUGGUUCUGUACAUCAGGAAACAGAAGAGGCUGGAGAAGCUCCGUCACCAGCUGAUGCCGAUGUACAACUUUGACCCGGCGGAGGAGCAGGAAGACCUGGAACAGGAGCUGCUGGAGCCAAACCGAGAUCUCCAGCCUCAAGGAAAGGUUCUCCUGACCAGCCUGUGCCCGCUGCAGAGACCCACCCGACUGGUCUUCACGGACGUUGCCAAUUCCAUCAAUGCCUGA
Molecule: messenger RNA, 398 nt
Organism: Staurois parvus
Lineage: Eukaryota; Metazoa; Chordata; Amphibia; Anura; Ranidae
Source: the annotation of a GenBank genome assembly